Molecule: messenger RNA, 2211 nt
Organism: Acanthoscelides obtectus
Lineage: Eukaryota; Metazoa; Arthropoda; Insecta; Coleoptera; Chrysomelidae
Source: the annotation of a GenBank genome assembly
UAAACUUAAUGUACUUCAGUUCAGUAGUUUUGAAGAUUUAUUGAUUAAAAGCUUAAAUAAAACUAAUACAUCAUCAUUAGUGGAGAUCAAUACAUUUGGCAGCAAAGUAAUUUAAAAAUGAAGAAUGAACUGACCACCAUGACUCUCCAUGCAAUAAUAAAAGAUUUUGCUCAAAACGUUGCCGCACAUUUUGCAAUAUUUGAGAAGUAAUUUGAAGGCACUCAUUCACAAUUCUUUGUCGCAGGUCUUCUAAUGAUGUUGGCUGAGUAGCAUAGGCUUUGCUUUUUAAAUGACUCCACAUAAAGAAAUCCACAGGUGAUAAAUCUGGCGAUCUUGGAGGCCAUUCAAUGGCACCUCUUCUACCAAUCCAUCAAUCUGGAAGCGUCUGAUCUAAAUAUUGUCGAACACGUAAUGCGCAAUGUGGUGGGGCACCAUCCUGUUAGAACAUCAACCUAUUCGCAACGUACCGCCGAUCAUUCUGAUUUUCAAUUAUGGCUGCUAAUGCAGGAUCUAUGGCGUCUUCCAGUAUUUCCAAAUACAUUUCACCGGUCAUAUUUCCAGGAUUGGUGUACUCUCAGACCUUCAACGAUUUAGACAGUGAUGAUAACCUGAAGAAGAUUCAAGAACAUUUACCGCCCGAACUUGCGAAUUUGAAUAUGUCUAGUCUACCAAAAUUGGAACAAGUAGAGAAAGUUUUGAGGGAAAAAUGCCAAAAAGUGAGCGGUAGUGAUAAUGCUGUCGACCUACUUAAGACUGAACAAGUGACAGCGAAAGAGUGCAUGGAAAAAUACAUAAACGCUAGUAUAGUGCAAGAAGAACUAGAGAGGGCGAAAGACACGGGUUCGAUGGAUGAAGUGUUUGGAAAAUACUGCAAAAAGUGGCCUGAUAUUCAAGUAUGCUUUGAGAACGCCACUACCUUCGCAAGGCAGUGUAUGGACAACCAGGAACAAAACGCUUUCAAUAGCAGCUUGACGAUACUUCAGGAACUGCAGGAGUUCGUAUGUUUCAAAGAUGGAGAUAGGUUAGCCAUGUUUGUGGCAGAAGGCGGUAUAGAAUGCGUUGACGAACAGAAGCAAGGCGUGCAAGAUUGUUUGAACAAAACUUUAGGUGCUAGACUUCCGGAGACCAAUGAAUUGUCCAUCACCAACAUUCCAACUUUCCUAUUUUCAGCUAAAGAAUGCGAAGAUUUCGAAACGGUGCGCACGUGUAUCAACGCUGAGCUGGAGAAGUGCAAGGACAGCACGCCCGCUAACAUCGUGGACGCCUUCUUCAAGUUCCUCAAAAAACAAAUGCCGUGCGGGGAGGGAAGCGUCCACGCUAAAGAAGUGGCUGCCAGCACGCAGGAAAAAACAAGCACUGCUUCUACCUCUACCAUAACGUUAUUUGUUUCAUUGCUACCUCUGCUUAUGGUCACUUUUACAUUUUAGAUUAAAUGUGUAAUUUCGCGUAUGUAUGCUUGUGCGUGGAACAAUUUGGAUAUCUGGAUAGUCUUAUGAAAUUGAAAAGUCACACUUGGGAUUGCAAUGUCAUUUGAAAGAGAUUAUGAUGAAGACAGAACAAUCUGUUGCACAGUUUUUCAAAUGAUAAGCGAGAUCACCACUUUUAAAAACGAAAGUGUUAAGUAACAUACAUUUAGCGUUUUUUUACUCAGAGCUACUUUCUUGAUUUGAAUGCACCUUAGAAUUCUGAGUGAUAUUUUUUUGUUGUAAUAGUGCUAAAAUGUCAUAUGCAACAAAACUUAUUAAUAAUGUUCAUUGAUUCCGUUUAUGAGACACCUAAAUAGUAGUAACGCUUCUUUAUAUAUCUAUUAUUUUAAUUAGGCUGAGACAUAUUCCUUUUUACUAAUUUUAUUACAUCAAAUCAUAAAAUUUUUGUUAGUCGCGCUUAAACAUUGAAAAGAUUCAUGUCUAACAAUGACUUAAUAUUGUGCUUUACUCAGAUGACAUACUUCUUCCUCAUAUUAACUAUACUAUAGUAACUAGUUAAAUCGUUGUUUUGUUUUUGUUUAUCAUCAGAGACUGAUUUAUUUUUCAGUGUAUUUUUUACUUAAAACAACAAACAUUUAUUUGUUUUACUUAUUUUAUUGUAAUUUAGUGUAUGGUCUUUUGAGAUAACCUUUUUAAGAGAUAACUUAUGAUUAUCAUAGAGAAAAGUGUGUAAAAAAUGUGAUAUUUCUUAGAAAAAAAUAUAGAUAAUAAAUGUACAAAAAAC